AUGCCAUCUUCCGAAAAGGACUUCUCGGCAUCUGAGGAUGCUGACGAACUGGUCGCCGACUUAUUGCAACAAUUCUCCGCCGUUGAAGACCGGGGAAUCGGGUCGGUUAUACGUACAGCUCGGCCGUCAGUCAGCAAAAGCUCGGCGCCGCGAGCCAUUACUGUCACAUCCUCACGGUCAGGCUCGGCGGCUGAAGUGACGCCAGUCAAAGCUGACUCUGUGCCCAAGAGACCUCGGACUUUCGUCAUUGAAGUCCCCCCGCUACCAAAGGAUGCAGACAAAUAUGAAUUUUUACCCGGUCAUUCGACGGUUCGCACCAUUUGGGAGCAAAAGCGCGUUGGUGAAAACCUGCUUUACAUGGUAGAGCUUCAGAGCUCGGACAAGGAGUGGAUAAUUGCUCAGCUCAAAGAUUCAUAUUUGAACACCUUGGAAAAUGGCCGUGAAGCUCUGGCUAGUUUCAAGAGGGAUGGACCGCCAAAAGCCGGGAAGGCGCGUGACUCCAUUGCGGAAAACGAUGGAUUACAGGAUUACGAAGAAUCGGCCAUCUCAGAAAAUACUGAUUCCUCGGAUGGCGAGCAAAUCAUAGUAGCCAGCACCGCGAAGCGCCCCCCUGGACGUCCCGGACGCGGACGGCCUAGACGUCGUAGCACUCCUGAAGAAAUCGAUGACUCGGAUAGCCCCCCAGCACGACGAUCAACACGCAGAAUCAGUAAACCCAUUACCAAUCGCUCCGCAUUUUGGUCCGACGAAGGAUUAUCAAGUGAUGAUGUCCUUGGCAGCUCUUCCGCAAGAGCAUCUAAGAGGCGGCGAUCAGGCAGACAAGCUGCUCAACGGACUUCUGGACGCAUACGACAACAUCAAUUUGAGGAUGACAGCGAUUCGAAUUCGCAUUCGCGCAGGCGCGGUGUGCGAUCGUCAACCAGGACCACCAAACACAAGUCCAAUCGGUUCAAAGAGAGACUCGAGGACGACAUCUCUGAGGUCGAAGAUGCUGGCACAGAGAAGAAGUUUUCAGGGGCAAAGGAGAAGUUUUAUAGACUUCCCAGUGACGACCCCUUUAGGCUUCGGCAUCGUCAAGUAUGUGAUAGUUGCGAUAUCCAUGGGGACGAUCGCGAGAAAGGUCCGCUCGUUUUCUGUCAAAGUUGCACAAACGCCUAUCAUACAGUUUGUUUGGGACCUCGGAGCCAGCGGGAACAUCUUGUGACCAAGGUCGGCUGGGACGAGUUCGUCUUACAGUGCCGUCGCUGUCUUGGUACUGCUCUAAAGAAGGAUGCGACUGCACCUCACCUGGGCCAUUGCUCUUCAUGCAAUGAGGAGAAUCCACCCUCGAAACCAUUUCGACAGCGACUAAGUCCUCGACAAGAACAGCAACAGCGAGAGCAGAACGAUGGACUUGACCCGAUUACCAAAGUGGAUCAAUCUCUACUAAAUAGCCCUGAUCAUGUGAUGUUUCGAUGUGUCAACUGCCAGAGAGCCUUCCAUCCCAAACAUCUUCCAGCUAAAUCCGACUCGAACGCGAACGAUGUUGAGACUUCCGAGCCGGAUUCCGACCUUGCAAGCGUACGACUAAAAGAGUAUUCCAGGAGGUGGCAGUGCCACACAUGCAUCUCAGUUCCAGGGGAGAUAGAGGGCCUGGUUGGCUGGCGACCUGUUGAUGCGGACGCGUACAUUCCUGGAUAUACCGUUGACACCUUAAAAGAAAUUGAAAAGGAGUAUUUGGUCAAAUGGAAACGGAAGUCUUAUUAUCGCACCACGUGGAUGCAGGGGUCUUGGGUUUGGGGAGCCGCAUCACCUUUAAUGCGUAAAGCGUUCUUUAAAUCCCCCAAAGGCAUCAAACCACAGAUGACGUCUGAAGAUGCUAUCCCGGAAGACUACCUGAGGGUUGAUAUAGUAUUCGACGUCAAGUACACAAACAUAGUUAGUACGCAAUCAAGGGAAAUAGAUAUGGCCAGGGUGAAAGACGUCAAGGAAGCCUAUGUCAAGUUUAAAGGUUUGCUAUACGAGGACGCUGUCUGGGAGACCGUACCGUCGCCAAAUGAAACGGGACGUUGGGAUGAUUUCAAAGCUGCAUAUGAAGAUUGGGUCCUGAAAGACUAUGUCAAGGUUCCCAGGGCUUCUUCCCUUAAACAGCAUCUCAAAACCGUCCGUGAACAAGACUUCCAGUCAACUUUGGUGAAAAAGUCCCAGCCAAGUUGUUUGACUGGUGGGAAAAUCAUGGACUACCAGCUCGACGGUCUCAAUUGGCUGUACUACAAAUGGUAUCAAGAACAAAAUGCCAUCCUUGCUGAUGAGAUGGGACUUGGCAAAACCAUUCAGGUCAUCUCUUUCCUUUCCACUCUGAUCGAAGAUCACCGAUGCUGGCCUUUUCUGGUUGUCGUACCGAAUGCAACCUGUCCAAAUUGGCGUCGAGAAAUCAAAAAAUGGGCACCAUCCCUUCGCGUUGUUACAUUCUAUGGCAGUUCCGUAGCACGGAAGCUUGCGCACGACUAUGAAAUGUUUCCCAAAAAUGCACGUGAUCUCAGAGCUCAUAUCAUAGUGGCAUCUUAUGAAUCCAUGGUCGAGGAUAAAGCUCGCAGGGUUUUAGCGGGCAUUCCUUGGGCAGGUCUCGUUGUGGAUGAAGGCCAAAGAUUGAAAAAUGACAGAAACCUUCUUUAUCAGUCCUUGUCCAGCAUUGAUUUCCCAUUCAGAGUCCUCUUAACUGGGACGCCGCUGCAAAAUAACAUACGUGAGUUGUUUAAUCUCAUUCAGUUCUGCGACCCGAAGAGGAGGGCAAUAGAUCUCGAAGAGACAUACGAGACUUUGACGAAAGAAAAUAUUCCGGAGUUACAUGACAUGAUCCGGCCCUUUUUCCUACGCCGUACAAAGGCACAGGUUCUUACAUUCCUUCCACCAAUGGCGCAGAUCAUCAUUCCCAUCUCGAUGUCUGUUGUUCAGAAGAAACUCUACAAAUCGAUACUAGCGAAAAAUAGCAAGUUGAUCAAGUCAAUCUUUCAAAGCAACCAGGAUCCGAGUGCCAAACAGAAUGAACGUCACAGUCUCAGCAAUAUUUUGAUGCAGUUACGAAAAUGCUUGUGCCAUCCAUUUGUAUAUAGCAGGCAGAUUGAAGAGCGCACUACGAAUGCUACCCUUUCUCAUAGGAAUCUUGUGGAGGCAUCUGGGAAACUUCAACUGCUUGAGCUACUGUUGCCGAAACUCAAGGAACGAGGCCACCGAGUUCUGUUAUUCAGUCAGUUCUUGGAUAAUCUAGACAUUGUUGAGGAUUUUCUUGACGGCCUUGGCUUGCUUUAUUCCCGUCUUGACGGCUCCAUGGGCGCCCAUGAAAAGCAAAAGAGGAUUGACGAGUUUAAUGAGCCCAAUUCGAAGCUUUUCGCGUUUCUUCUAUCGACGAGGUCAGGAGGUGUUGGGAUCAAUCUUGCGACAGCUGACACCGUGAUCAUUAUGGAUCCUGAUUUCAACCCACAUCAAGAUAUCCAAGCAUUGUCCCGUGCUCACCGAAUUGGUCAGAAGAAGAAAGUACUUGUCUUUCAGUUGAUGACGCGCGAAAGUGCCGAAGAGAAGAUCAUGCAGAUAGGCAAGAAGAAAAUGGCUCUAGACCACGUCCUUAUUGAGAAAAUGGAUGCGGAUGACGACGGCGGCGUAGACUUAGAAUCAAUCCUGCGACACGGCGCGGAAGCACUUUUCGAAGAUGACAACACCGGCGAUGUUCACUAUGAUGCGGACUCCGUCGAAAAGCUGCUUGACCGCAGCCAAGCAGAAAACACGCAAGUCGGCAAUGACGAGUCUGCUGAGUCGCAGUUCAGUUUUGCUCGCGUGUGGGCGAAUGAAAACGACGCGCUGGAGGAUCGACUGGGUGAUUCUGACGCGCCGACGCCAGUGAACAACACUUUGUGGGAAAAAAUUCUUGCGGAGCGGCAAAAGGCUGCGGAUGAGGAGGCAUUAGCCAACGCACAAGCACUUGGAAGGGGGAAACGGAAGAGAACUGUCGUGGAUUACUCGGCUAAAGAUGCCAAAGAUGAGCAAGAAUCACCAGGAGGUUCUAAACGAGCAAAGGUGCAGCUUGAUAGCGACGCCGAAUUCAAUGCCAAGGAGGAUUCUGAGAGCGAUGGCGGCGAGUCCCUGCUUGAAUACUCGCCCGUAAAGAAGGUUAAAGCUCGACCCUUCAAACGUGUAGAUCCUAGCGCAGUCAUACAUAUGGACGGUUCGAAUGAUUCUAUGGACCGGUCCCUUCCGUGCAUUGCCUGCAAUCAGAUGCAUCCUGUUGGAUACUGCCCACUCAAGCUGGCUGGAGUAGAGCAUUGCGGUCUCUGCGGGAUCGCUCAUCUGGGCUAUCAGCGAGUCUGUCCUCACCUCAAUUCGGAAGAGCAGAUUCUAGCAAUGCUACAGUCACUACGGCAAAGCACGGAACCGAGGUGGCUGGUGGAUUCGGCCAGAAGUUACCUCUACGGCGUUAAAGGCGAUCUCGUGAAAAGAAAAAAGGCAGAGAACAGACAGAGAGAUUUGUCCGGGCCUCCCACUCAUCAUCCUACUCAGUACCAGCCUCCUGGCGGGCCGAUUCCUCAUACAGCAUACCCGCCAUCCUCAUCCAUGAGUGGCUACCACAGUCCAUACACUGCUUCUAAUGCUGUUGGACUCAGACCAUAUUCCCAGCCUCCUCGUUACGACUCCAUGCGGGCUCCACCUCCAGCGUGA
This is a messenger RNA of Talaromyces atroroseus, 4689 nucleotides long. RefSeq lists its product as hypothetical. The record is from RefSeq and is a predicted model, not a curated record. NCBI's taxonomy places the organism in Eukaryota, Fungi, Ascomycota, Eurotiomycetes, Eurotiales, Trichocomaceae. Gene Ontology annotation, molecular function: DNA binding; histone binding; ATP hydrolysis activity. Gene Ontology annotation, biological process: chromatin remodeling; negative regulation of transcription by RNA polymerase II. The transcript is spliced from 3 exons. Gene Ontology annotation, cellular component: chromatin; nucleus. The coding region runs from base 1 to 4689 and encodes 1562 amino acids.